GUCCGCUGUGUAGGAAUUUCUCCGCGUCUCUGCCCAUGCUAAAAACAAUCCAUCUUCGUCUUUGCCUUUAGUUUUAAGAAGUUAACUAACUGCAUUUCAGUAAUAUGCAAAGUUAGGGACAUAUUGCAGUCAUACGCGCGAUGUUUUUAAAACUGUGCCACCGCUAAUACUCCAUUUACUGAAUUAUGCCGAGGUUGACAUUGCUACUGUUGGAUUCGCUAACUGACUUAAUUUCGCCGCAGUGUCUUUAUUGAACGUAGCGUGGCAUCGUUUCCCCGACACUGGGGGGAGAAUCUCGUAUAGGGAAAACCCCAUUGAUGUAAACAUGUGCUGUGUAAUCAACGAUAAAUUCGUCUUGUGCUCUUACCGGUUGUAAAAGUCUAGUCGUUUUUAUGUACAGAUUUUUCUCAACAAACAUAUACAACGUAUGAUUUUCAAAGAACAAGCAUGUAGUGGAUGAUAUAUACACAUAAAUUACAUUACUUUUGUGUAUUCAAAGUGUCGAUUACAACUGUAGAACGUUUUUUAAAAGUUGCCUCACGACAUGGGGACAGCAAUGCUAACGAAUCGUUAUGUCGAUGAUAUUAUUCAUAUAAUAUUCUCGGUAGAAAAAAUAUCGAAGGAUAAAAAAUACAAAGAGCAGAAAAAAAUGGAAAUUGUUAAUACAAUCUGCGCCUUGUUCAAUAGCAAUGGCGGAAGAGUGGAACUUCGUGGUGAAGAAACGGAAGGUAACUUGUUCUCCCAUACGAUAUCCGACUUCUUGAUUCGAACGCUAGAACAGUCUUUACAAUCCAGAUUUGGAGUUCAGGAAACCAAGUCCAAGAUGCUAAUUAAAUUGGGGGAUAAGAAUGAGAAAAUUAUAGAAAUAAGAGUCAGUAAAGCCCCCUCGCUCGUCACUAUUCAAUACAAUCUUUACCUCUCUACUAAUGCACAAGUUGCGCUUAUUGGCAAUGUCCCAAACACGUUAAAAACAAUGAACAGAUUUUUUGUUGAUGAACCCGUCCAACUUGACUCACACCAGAAAACAUUUCGUAAGGAUCAAGACUGUGAUCUUGGAGAAAAUGAGGUCAUUCAAUUCAAGCUCCUGAAAUCAGAUUCAUCUAAGCGCGUCACACUCGCAGAUCGUAUGAUUAGUAAAAGUAACAAAUUCAGUUGUUACGUAUCAGCGUUCGCUAACCACAGGGGUGGUCACAUUUACUAUGGUAUUGAUGAUGAUGGCGUUGUCCAGGGAGAGAAAACUGAAAACAUUUCCGAAAUUAAGAAGAAAGUUGAAAAAGCCAUCCAGAAGAUGAUCUGGCCUGACGUAAUUGGUCAGCCAAAACGAGGAGAACAGUGGGAAAUUUUCUUUGAACCAGUGCUGGACGAGAAGUCCAACCCUAUCCCAUCAACAUUUGUGAUCGCGAUCUUUAUCGCUCCUUGUUUUGGUGGAGUGUUCACAGAGGAACCAGAAAGCUAUGAAAUGCUGCAGGGAAAAGUUGAAAGAAUGUCGUUCGAAACUUGGAAGGCAAAACUACAGCCUGGUGGUCUAAACAAGAGAAAGCCAGUAAUUCCUUUGACAAUUAAACGUAUUUCAUUAAGUCCGGCAGCAGAAAAACGUUGCAUUGAGGUUAAUGAAGCUUUAACCGAAGACAUAAAUAACGUGAGAUGGAAAUCUUUUGCACAAUCGGCCAAGCGCUUUGAACAUCAAAAAUAUCCUGGGAAACUUGAAGUAAAGUUAAUGGUAUUUUUGAGGAAGUUGAUGGCAACUUAUCGACAAGGCAAAGAAGCGUCUAACUUGUUUAGUGAAUACCGAGGAUAUUUCUCGCGAGCAGGGGAACCUUUUGAAAGUCUUUUUCGUUUUUUGGAAAAUGUAGUGGCGCGUGUGUCUGACAAAGCUGCAACUGAAUCUCGGGAUAUCUCAACUGACGCUUUAGCCAUCGCGGAAAUGAUGGAACACGGGCUUCUUACUGCUGCUGCUCUUUUAAUUGCGGCUUUUGUGUAUGAUAGUCAAUACGAUAAAGGACCUUCGCCGGUGGAACUUUGUCUCAUGGCACUGGAACACCUGGAGUAUGUUAAAGACGCUACAGUGGCACGACCAGACAUGAUUCAUACUGCACAUAUCUUGUUAGCAGCAUAUCAUCUGGGAUAUAAUAUGUCAGGAAAGAUGAUCAAAGAAGACGUCGAUAAAGAGAGUCUUCAAAAAGCCAAAAUAAGUAUCAUGACAGUAAAUGAAUCAGAUUGUGAUGGGAAUCGACUUAUGCCAUAUAGGGAAAUUUGGUUAACAUUGGCACAGGCGAAACUUUACAAAAGGCGUGCACAACUCCAGCCUGAAAAGCAAACGAAAUUCCUCAGCGAUGCGUUUCAGUUGGCAAAGAAAGCUGAAAAACUCGCUAGAAAUUCUGGUCUCGUGGAAAUGGUUUGCUGGGCUCAGACUGCAAUUGCUUCUUGUACUGAGGCAUUAUUACGUACGACUUUACUGAAAACAUAAUCACCGACGAUAGAGUUACUCUACUAUUGAAAGAGUUAAAACAAAGUAUAAUGGCCCUAAAGUAUAUAUCAUAGGCGCCUCAAAUUUUAUACAAUCAAUUUUAUACAUAUAA
This is a messenger RNA of Dendronephthya gigantea, 2579 nucleotides long. RefSeq lists its product as uncharacterized. NCBI's taxonomy places the organism in Eukaryota, Metazoa, Cnidaria, Anthozoa, Malacalcyonacea, Nephtheidae. The coding region runs from base 545 to 2467 and encodes 640 amino acids. The transcript is spliced from 2 exons. The record is from RefSeq and is a predicted model, not a curated record.